This is a messenger RNA of Lactuca virosa, 606 nucleotides long. Lineage: Eukaryota; Viridiplantae; Streptophyta; Magnoliopsida; Asterales; Asteraceae. The record is from the annotation of a GenBank genome assembly.
AUGGUUAUGUACAACAAGAGUCGCAAGGUUAUUACAUUCAAGAUGGAACAAAAGGUGAAGAAGAAUUUGUUUAAAAAGCAGUUUUGUCAGAUUCUCAAAUUGAAAGUCAACGGUCCAUUUGUUGUUCCUUCUUAUGAUCAAAUACUCGCAAUGUUGAAUGAGAUGGAGCAUUCUCCUGAACUUACCCUAAUCAAUGGGAUCUUGGUUCCAGCUGAUGUCGAAGUUGCUGAGUUUUCUACUCUUCGAAUUCCCAAGUUGUUGAUUGAUAAUCCUAACGAUUUUACUUCUAUUGGAAGGAUUUUGGAAGCAAUGUUGAGUUUGGUCCUUGUGUCGAACCCUGUGUUGAUUUGGUAUAAAGAAAUGGUGUCUGAUGUUUCUCGUGCUCUUACUCCUAUGAAAUCCAAGGCAAAGUCAAAGGGACUAGUUAUUCAAGAACAAACAGGUGAGGAGCAUCCACAAAGGACUAGGAAAGCAGCAUGGGUGUUAAAACAUUUUGCAAGUAAAAAUUUAGUAACCAAACCAUUGCCUCUAAGACUCAAGAUGAUGGUUUUCAAAACUGAUGAUGUUAUUAGAACAGUAGAUGAGAAUGAAGAUACCAAUACAUAG